AUGCCUCGCCGCCUCCUCCUCCUCCUCCUCCUCCUCCUGGCCCUCGCCUCCUGCUCCUGCCACAUCGCCGCCGCCCCAGCGAACGCCACAUCGCCGCCGCUCGCCUGCUCCGAGCCGUCGCGCGUCUGCACGGCAUUCCUCGCCUUCCCGGCCUCCGCCUCCGCCGCCGCCAACGCCAGCGUCCUCGCGUCCAUGUUCGACGCCGCGCCGGGCGACCUCACGGCCGACGCCGCCGCCAGCCCGGGCUACGCCUUCGUGCGCAAGAACUGCUCCUGCCUCGCCUCCCGCACCUACCUCGCCAACACCACCUACACCCUCCCCUCCGCCGCGCCGCCCCCCAACGCCACCGCCACCGCCGCCCAGGUGGCCGUCGCGGCGUACGCCGGCCUCGCCGUCCCGCCGCCGGGCGGGGCCCAGCGCCCGCCGCGCGCCGGCGCCGUCGUCGCGCUCCACCUGAUCUGCGGCUGCUCCUCCGGCCCCUGGAACUACCUCCUCACCUACGUCGGCGCCCAGGGCGACACGGUGGAGUCCCUGUCGAGCAGGUUCGGGGCCAGCAUGGACGCCAUUGAGGCCGCCAACGGCAUGGCCGGCCCUGACCCCAUCAGCACCGGGAAGGUCUACUACAUCCCGCUCAACUCAGUUCCUGGUCAGCCUUAUGCUAUGACAUCUCCUGCCCCCGUUCCUGCAGCAGCACCCACACAAAAUACUUUGUCAGAGAUAUCAGGUCAUCAUUCAGCAAAAUUCCCUUAUGGAUGGGUUAUUGGCAGCAUGGGAGUUGCACUUGCUUUAAUCGCCAUUGCUCUCCUUGCAAUUUUGAUGUGCAAAUCCUUCCAAUACAAUCACCAAGCUUCCAAUAACCAGAGAAAGAGUCCAGAUCAGCCUAUGUCACAUAACUUUCAACUUCUUAAGAGUGGUAGUUUUUGUUACGGUUCUGGAAGAUACUUGUGCUGCCAAUUCGGUAAUGCGAAGCAGUCAAAAAAGGGUGGUGAAGAUCAUUGUAUCAAUGUUCCAAAAGGUAUGGUAGUAGACGUGUUUGAUAGAGAAAAGCCUAUUGUGUUUACAUAUGACGAAAUACUCGCAUCGACCGAUCUAUUUUCUGAUGCAAAUCUGCUGGGUCAUGGUACAUAUGGCACUGUUUACUAUGGUGUUCUUCGAGAUCAGGAGGUCGCAAUAAAGAGAAUGACAACGACUAAUACUAAAGAGUUCAUAGUUGAGCUGAAAGUUCUUUGCAAGGUUCAUCAUGCCAGUCUGGUAGAGUUGAUUGGGUAUGCAGCAAGUAAGGAUGAGCUGUUCCUGGUUUAUGAGUACUCCCAAAAAGGUUCACUGAAAAACCAUCUUCAUGAUCCUCAGAGCAAAGGUCACACAUCACUUUCUUGGAUUUAUAGGGUCCAAAUUGCACUUGAUGCUGCUAGAGGAUUGGAGUACAUUCAUGAGCACACAAAGGAUCAUUAUGUUCAUAGAGACAUCAAAUCGAGCAACAUCUUGCUCGAUAGUUCUUUCAGAGCGAAGAUUUCGGAUUUUGGUCUUGCCAAACUGGCGGUAAGGUCCAAUGAUGCAGAGGCUUCUGUCACCAAAGUUGUGGGUACUUUUGGUUAUUUGGCCCCAGAGUACCUGAGGGAUGGCCUGGCAACUGCGAAAUGUGAUGUUUAUGCCUUUGGUGUCGUACUUUUUGAGUUAAUAUCUGGAAAGGAGGCUAUUACAAAGACUGACGCGAUCAGUGCAGGUUCAAACUCUGAAAGGCGUUCCUUGGCAUCAGUUAUGUUGACCGCAUUAAGGAAUUGUCACAAUCAAACAUGUGUUGAGAGCUUGAAAGAGUGCAUUGACCCUAAUCUAAUGGAUCUAUAUCCUCAUGACUGCAUGUACCAGAUGGCCAUCCUAGCGAAACACUGCGUCGAUGAAGAUCCUGUUCUACGGCCGGACAUGAAACAGGCAGUGAUCACCCUGUCGCAGAUACUGCUUUCGUCCCUCGAAUGGGAAGCGACGCUUGGUGGGAACGAUCAAGUGUUCAGUGGUCUGGUGGCCGGGAGGUGAUCCUGUAAAAAACUGGCUGGCUUGCUGCUGUGUGCUCUUCGGUAUUCUCCUUUCCUUGUCAGCUAGAGGAAUACUCUCUAUAAUCUUGUCCCAAGUUUCACUGGUUCCUUGUCCAGUCGAGCAAGCUUUCCCUAGCAUCAUGGAGAGUAUCGAGCACCGUGCAUAUGUUAUUUGGUGGUCGUACAGUAUGUAACUAUGUAUGUAUGCCGGAAUGUGCCUUCUAA
Messenger RNA from Lolium rigidum, 2255 nucleotides. Its product is annotated as lysM domain receptor-like kinase 3. The transcript is spliced from 11 exons. The coding region runs from base 1 to 2031 and encodes 676 amino acids. NCBI's taxonomy places the organism in Eukaryota, Viridiplantae, Streptophyta, Magnoliopsida, Poales, Poaceae. Gene Ontology annotation, biological process: protein phosphorylation; innate immune response. Gene Ontology annotation, molecular function: transmembrane receptor protein kinase activity; ATP binding. The record is from RefSeq and is a predicted model, not a curated record.